This is a messenger RNA of Sphaeramia orbicularis (orbiculate cardinalfish), 2763 nucleotides long. RefSeq names its product leucine rich repeat and Ig domain containing 4b (gene lingo4b). Lineage: Eukaryota; Metazoa; Chordata; Actinopteri; Kurtiformes; Apogonidae. The record is from RefSeq and is a predicted model, not a curated record. The transcript has 3 exons. The coding region runs from base 506 to 2320 and encodes 604 amino acids. Gene Ontology annotation, molecular function: protein binding. Gene Ontology annotation, cellular component: plasma membrane.
CAGCAGCAGCAGGUCAGCUCAGCCUCUGCACAGCAUCAGAGCUCACAACAAAGACACACACACACAGACAGACACACAACGACCUCAAUUAUUUUAGUCGCGCAAUUAUCUGAAAACUCCCCGAGGAAUUUCACUGUCGGAAAAGAAAAUUAAUGAAGAAGGAGGGCGAUGGAAAUUACACGACUGUGAUGCGACAGAUGUUGGAAAAGUAGACGGCAGAAGAAGAAGAAGCAGAAGAAGCAGAAGAAGCAGAAGCAGAGGAUGCGGAGGGGAAAGUGUCCGGUUCGCAGAUGAGCGUGUCCGCUGUUGGACUCAGAUGAUGUGGGUCUGGGGGCUCAGGCUCUGCUGGAUGUGUUCUUCUGUCAAUCCUUCUUCUGGCAAUUCAGGAGGACAUGUUUCAGACAGAUCUAGUCUUCUACACUGGACUUAAGACGAGUCUGAUUCCAACUUGACUGCAGCUGGUUAUGAAAAUCUGCAUUCUGAGACUGAAAGUCCAGGAGGUACGAUGUUUGUGGAGUCUGUCGUGCGAUGGGGCGCUUGGAGCCUCCUGCUCCAGUAUGGACUGGGUGUCGCCGCAGGAGGCUGUCCUUCCAGAUGUGUGUGUCGGCUGGAAGCUAAAGAAGUCAUCUGCUCCGGUAAACAUUUGAACUCAGUGCCAGAGAGCUUUUCCAGUGAUGCCAAGCGACUGGAUUUAUCCUACAAUAAGCUUAAGACUGUGGGCCGUCGCCAGUUCUUUGGGAUGCAGCAGCUUCAGGAGUUGGACCUCAGUGAUAAUCUAAUCUCCAUGAUUGAAGUCGAGGCUUUCCAGGGCCUACAGAAUCUCAGGACACUUCGGCUUAAAAAUAACCGACUCAAGAUCAUUCCAGUAGGAGUGUUUUCUGGUCUGUCCAGCCUGCGUUUUCUAGAUUUAAGCCAGAAUGAGAUUCUGGUGUUCCUGGACUAUACUUUCAAAGAAAUGGUAAAUCUGCAAACACUGGAAGCUGGGGAAAACGACUUGGUGUUCAUCUCCCAGCGAGCUUUCUUUGGUCUGCAGAACCUGCAGGAGCUGAACUUGGAUCGCAGCAAUCUGAGCUCCAUUCCCACCGAAGCCUUGUCUCAGCUUCAGGGCCUGACACGUCUUCGUAUGCUACACCUCACAAUCUCUACACUGCCCAACAAUGCUUUUCGUAAACUUCACCGGCUGCACAGCCUCCUGAUCAAAAACUGGCCACUGUUGGAUUAUCUGGCCAGCAACAGCCUGAUUGGACUCAAUCUGACAUCUCUAGUCAUCAGCAACUGCAACUUGAGUGCAGUUCCUUACGCAGCACUUCGCCAUUUGGUUUAUCUGCGCUUCCUGGACCUGUCCUACAACCCCAUCACCGUAAUCCAAGGCAGUCUGCUAGGGGACUUGCUUAGACUUCAGGAACUACAUCUGGCAGGGGGGAGCCUGCUACGAAUAGAACCAGGGGCCUUCAGAGGACUGGCCUAUUUUCGUAUGCUUAAUGUAACAUCCAAUCAUCUUACCACCUUGGAGGAAAGUGCGUUCCACUCAGUGGGGAACCUUCAGGUGUUGAGGUUGGAUGGGAAUCCCCUGGCAUGCGACUGUAGGCUCCUUUGGGUAGUCCGGCGCAGGCUGCGCUUGAAUUUUGAUGGAUAUCAGCCCACUUGUGCAUCUCCAGAUGCUGUGAGGCAACGUGAAUUCAGAGACUUUUCUGAAAAGGAACUUCCAAGACUUUUCACCUGCCGCCCUGCUCGAAUCCUGGACCGCAGACCACAGGAAGCUAGAGUAGAAGAGGGCACAACAGUCCUGUUCUCCUGUAAAGCUGACGGAGAUCCUUUCCCAUCUAUCACCUGGAUUUCAUCGCAUAAGAAUGUGGUUUCUCCAACAGGAAGAAUUCGAGUUUUGCCAAAUGGUACUUUGGAAGUGCGGUUUGCUCAAGUGCAGGACAGUGGGACCUAUCAGUGCUUGGCAGGUAACGCAGCUGGUAAUGAUAGCCUGACCGUUGGUCUUUAUGUGAAGGGGGUCCCUCGUAAUCGGACCAUUCCUUUCUUCUCAGAGGAGGGCUGGACAGAGCCUUCCAAUCCCCCAGCUGCCAACACCUCCGCUCAAAUGGCCAAACCGUAUCCAUUUGAUGCAAAGACUCUGAUCAUUGCCACCACCAUGGGCUUCCUGUCGUUCCUCAGCUCAGUGGCCAUAUGUUUUGUCUUCAUGUUUUUCUGGAGUCAGAGCAAAGGGCAGAUCAAGCACACGGCAACCAUUGACUUUGUUCCUCGGUCGUCCAUGGGUGGAGGAGGUGGUGACGGAGCUGAUGGUGGCAGGUUCACGAUGAAACUUAUCUAAGGCCAAUAUGUAAUUAUAUUUAGCGCUUGUUCUUCUGCAUCGCAGGAGCCCUUGAAUGAUAAUAAAGGACACUGACCUCGAUUUGAAGGCCACUACAUCGGCCAGCUCAGAACACUGCUCCUUGUUUUAGCAUUUCAGAGCUGAAUUGGCGUAUCUAAGUAAUGAAUGAUUAAUAAUGCUUUGGAUAGAACAUUUUCACAUGGCAGCCAUUUUCAUCUGACACCUGUGGUAAUUAAAAGUAUACUGUCAUCCUUCUGUGGUCCAGUUUUAUAGACUCAGAGAACAGACCAGUGAUUAAAGAGACGACUGAUACCUAAAACUAGAAUUUCAAGGUAAAAAAAAAUAUAUAUAUAUAUAUAUAUUUUGUUAAUCUAUUAACUACUAUCAAACAACCAGACUUGAAUUCAACCAGUUCCUAUCGCCAAUAUUAUCAUUUGAAAGUG